This is a messenger RNA of Vicia villosa (hairy vetch), 903 nucleotides long. RefSeq names its product cytochrome c-type biogenesis CcmH-like mitochondrial protein. The coding region runs from base 190 to 687 and encodes 165 amino acids. The record is from RefSeq and is a predicted model, not a curated record. The transcript has 4 exons. Lineage: Eukaryota; Viridiplantae; Streptophyta; Magnoliopsida; Fabales; Fabaceae.
AAUAUCCCCUUCCCUCCUCCCAACCAAACGACCUAUUACGAUCCCUCAAAUUUAUUGGUUUUCUUAUAAACGAAAGAAAUAACAGUAACAGUCAGCUCCACCGGCGUAUAUACUCGACGGCACCGCGGACUCAUUCAGCCUCACCGGUUCUCCUCAACGAUCAUCAAAAUUCAUCUUCAUCGGGUUUGAAUGGCGGCGAGUAACGACGAUGCUGUGAAAGAGGCGCGGAUAGUAGAUGCUCGGGCACAAAACAUUAGUCACAAUGUGAGAUGUACUGAAUGUGGGAGUCAAUCCAUUGAAGAUUCUCAAGCCGACAUUGCCAUUCUUCUUCGAAAGUUAAUCCGUGACGAAAUUCGUUCUGGAAAAAAUGACAAGGAAAUCUACAAAAAGCUUGAAGAUGAAUUUGGAGAGACUAUACUCUAUGCACCAAAGUUUGAUAUGCAGACAGCAGCUUUGUGGUUAUCACCGCUCUUAGUUGCUGGUGCGGCUGUUGGAGCAUGGGCUUACCAGAAGCAUAAACAAAAGACUAAUGUUCAUAUCAUGGCUCUGAACCUUGUUAGGGGUGUUCCAUUGACCCCAAGAGAGAAGGAAACAAUGCUUGAUAUUCUCACACCUCCUGCCUCACAAGGAUUUAAAUCACAAGAAGUUAAGACUUCCUUCUGGUGGAGGAGAUUGGGUGGUAAUUGAUCUCAUUGACCAUUCCGGCUGUGGCUUUAAUGUUUUAGGCAACUCUGUCAAUUUAGUUUGUAACUUUUGAUGUUAAUCCAUAAAUUUUCAAGCCUAGUAUUUAAAAAUAUGUGUCAGCACCCAAGCUUGGUGCAUAUGUGUACAUGAUAAGAACAAGUUCAUUUUGUAAUAAUACUAAUUUCACAGCAUAAUUUUCAUGCUAAUCCUUAAACUCUA